GUCAAUGAUUUCGCACCGCAGCGACGGUGAUUAGAAGAAGAAGAAAAAGAAAAGGUGGUAAAAUCCGUGUCAGUGAAGGGCCAAGACAGCAAGUUAGACGCAAAUCAAGAAGAUAUACUAUCAUAAUGCUUCCCCUAUCUCUGCUGAAGACUGCUCAGAAUCAUCCAAUGCUGGUGGAGCUGAAGAAUGGAGAGACAUACAACGGUCACCUGGUCAGCUGUGACAACUGGAUGAACAUCAACCUGAGAGAAGUCAUCUGCACCUCGAGGGAUGGAGAUAAGUUCUGGAGGAUGCCUGAGUGCUACAUCCGAGGAAGCACCAUCAAGUAUCUGCGAAUCCCCGACGAGAUCAUUGACAUGGUGAAGGAGGAGGUGGUGUCGAAGGGCCGUGGGCGUGGAGGGCCCCAGCAGAACAAACAGCAGGGCAAAGGAAGAGGAGGAGCUGGCCGAGGCCUGUUUGGCGGUCGUGGCAGAGGAAUGACUGGCCCUGGUCGGGGCCAGCAGCAACAGCAGCAGCAGCAGCCGCAGUUGCAGCAGCAGGAUAAGAGACCGGGCAAACCACAGGGCAUGAAGAACCAGCACUGACAGACAACAUCACACUUUCAACAACACCUGUUAUUCAGAAUGAUUACUCCUUCAGUAGAUGGAGAUAAAAUUAACACUCUGGUGUUUCCUUCUGCUGUGAUGCUUGUUAAGACUGACCAUUGCAGAAAUCACACUGGGAGAAGUUAAGAGAAGCUGUGCAUUUGCACUGAAUUUUGUUUUUUAGCAUCUGUAAGUUCCUUUUUUUAUAUUAUGACCGUGUAACAGUGUAUCAGUCAGAGCUGGCAGACUCCUCGUUUAGUAUCAAUUUAUAAUAUGUAUCAUUACAACUUUACAAGAACAUUUUGCAUCAUAAAUCACACUGAAUUAUCCCAAAAACUGUUUUCUGUCAGUUGGUUUUUACACUUUUUUUUUUUUUCUCCUCCGGAUGGUUGUUUGCUCAUUGCCUUGUCUCCUCAGGUGUAGUUUUCAUGGUAAAGAAACUUCCCAGCCCCAACUUCAGUUGCAUGAAUUUUUUUUUUUAAACUUGCUCUUUAUUUCUGUGUUUGUGAUGUUCUGUGGUUUGCAAUGUUUUUGUUUGUCUGCUGUGCCACACAGUCCGAUCACCAUAGGUGGCCAGAAGACUGGCAGUCGGGGAACGAGGGUUCAGUCCUCCAAAAUUAACACGUUUGUUAAAGCAUUUGUAAGACAACACAUUAUAAUCAUUAGGAUUUCAAGAAGGAAAAAAAGAUUCUCAUAUUCUUAAGUCUUAAAUGGAUAAGUCCAACGUGUGUCAUUUCAGUUGGGUUUCAUUUUAUUUUUGUAACAAAAGACUAUGUUGUAAUUUAUUUACAUGAACGUGAGAAUAAAACAACUUUUGUGAAACUGUU
Micropterus salmoides (largemouth bass) is the source of this 1411-nucleotide messenger RNA. It is a transcript of the gene lsm4, whose product is annotated as LSM4 homolog, U6 small nuclear RNA and mRNA degradation associated. Gene Ontology annotation, cellular component: P-body; spliceosomal tri-snRNP complex; U6 snRNP. Bases 126 to 584 code for a protein of 152 amino acids. Lineage: Eukaryota; Metazoa; Chordata; Actinopteri; Centrarchiformes; Centrarchidae. Gene Ontology annotation, molecular function: U6 snRNA binding. Gene Ontology annotation, biological process: spliceosomal snRNP assembly; P-body assembly; nuclear-transcribed mRNA catabolic process. The transcript is spliced from 5 exons. The record is from RefSeq and is a predicted model, not a curated record.